This is a messenger RNA of Folsomia candida, 832 nucleotides long. RefSeq lists its product as uncharacterized. Bases 106 to 597 code for a protein of 163 amino acids. The record is from RefSeq and is a predicted model, not a curated record. The transcript has 5 exons. Lineage: Eukaryota; Metazoa; Arthropoda; Collembola; Entomobryomorpha; Isotomidae.
GUUAAUAAAAGAAGCGAGAAUAGAGUAUGAAGUUCUAAUUUAACACAAUCUACAUUUUCGAACUGUGUGUCAAGCAAUAAUAAAGUACUAGCAAAGUCUGUUACCAUGACAAUUAAGAAUGGGACAUUGGUCCUUAUCCUGAUCUUGGGUGUUGUGACAAGUUUGGCACUUCCAGUCAAAGUCAUACCUCAUCAAGUAAACGAAAUUUUAGAUACUGUCCCCUCCGUCGCAAAGUUGCCUCCAAAGACCACCCAAAUCUCUGCCAGCACAUCCUCAAAUGACUUGAAACAUACAAUUAAUCACCCUCGACUCGUAGAAGGACAGGCUCAUCUUAAGUCUCAAUCCAGGAGGAAAUCGCGUCAGCAGAAUAACAUGCCAUUUAUAAUUUAUGGAGGAUGCUCUCCAUACGGCAGCUCAAUGCUGGGGGGUUAUCCUGGGGUUCAAAGGAUGUGGCCUCCAACGUGGCCACAACAACGGGGCCUGCACAAUCUAUUUGGAAUAGGUCGACCCCGAGGUAACCAACGCCUGGCAGAAACUGUGGGUGCAGUGCUACCUGCGCUUGAAGAUUUGCUGGGAACUGUCAUCCUCCAUCGGUGAGGUACACGUGCAUAUCAUUAUUUAUUAACUGGAUAGAAUUCAGAUAAGCCGUCACAUUGAAAAAUAAAAUAAGCAGUAGGAAAGUACAAAUUGUACAAUUCUACUUGAAUAGGCAUGAUUGAAAACUUGUACAUAGGUUAUUUAUUUCAACUAAUUUAUAGAGUCGUGUGAGAAAUUAUGGAUUAAAAUCUUUAAAUUUAAUGUUAGAUGAAAUAAAUCAUUUUACUUAUAUGUA